AUGACUCGCUCACAUCCGCACAACGUCGGUAUCAAGGCCAUGGAGAUCUACUUCCCCCACCGAUACGUUGCCCAAUCGGACCUUGAAAAGUUCCUCGGCGCCAGCGCAGGAAAACAUACCAUUGGAUUAGGUCAAACUAACAUGAGCUUCUGUGAUGACCGCGAGGAUGUCCACUCUCUCGCUCUCACGGCCGUCUCCUCCCUCCUCCAAAAGUACACCAUCGACCCGCAUUCCAUCGGCCGCCUCGAAGUCGGCACCGAGUCGAUGCUCGACAAGGCCAAAUCCUGCAAGUCCGUGCUGAUGCAGCUCUUCGACACAAACACCGACAUCGAAGGCAUCGACACCUACAACACCUGUUACGGGGGCACCAGCGCUUUGUUCAAUGCCGUGCACUGGAUCGAGUCCUCUGCAUGGGACGGCCGCGAUGCUAUUGUCGUGGCAUCCGACAUCGCCAUUUACAAUCAACCAGCUGCACGUCCUACCGGUGGAGCGGGAUGCGUGGCUAUGUUGGUUGGCCCAAAUGCACCGCUUAUUCUGGAGCGUGUGCGCGCGUCUCAUAUGCAGCAUACGUAUGACUUCUACAAGGCCGACUUCAAGUCUGAGUAUCCCCGCGUCGACGGUCAUUAUUCUUCCAGGUGCUAUCUGCAAGCUCUGGAUGCUUGUUACAGACGGUAUAAAAUGAAAUCCGCGGCUUUGGGUGGAGAUUCGAGCCAAGCAGCAGCUUCUUCGAUAGAAGACUUUGACCACUUUGUCUUCCAUGCACCAAACUGCAAGCUUGUCGCCAAGGCGUAUGCACGUCUUCUGUACGAUGAUUUCAUUGCUGGUCCUGAGAACUCGGAUCUUGGGCCUGGGGCUAUUCCUUCGACAUUUCGGAAUAUGUCUGACAAGGCCUCUCUUGCGGAUAAGAGCUUGGAAAAGCUCUUGAUUGGAUUGAGCAAGGGAAAAAUUCACCCUACGCGUCUGAUCAGCCUUCUCAGCAACGCACCCAGCGGCGGACUUCUUGACAAGCGGAUUGGCGUGUUUAGUUUUGGGAGUGGUCUGGCAAGCACUAUGUUUAGCCUGCGGGUUGUCGGUGAUGUCCAGGCCAUCAAGCAGAAAAUUGAUUUGCAUACACGUCUAGCUGAACGAGUGAGGGUUUCCCCCGAGGUUUAUGGAGAGAUGUGCCAGCUUCGGGAGAAAGCGUACCAGCAGAAAGACUAUACUCCGGUAGGUGACAUUGAUACACUCGUGCCGGGGACGUACUAUCUUGUUCAGGUUGACGAGUUGUUUCGGCGGAAGUAUGCAACAAAGGGAUAA
Penicillium riverlandense is the source of this 1296-nucleotide messenger RNA. Its product is annotated as Hydroxymethylglutaryl-CoA synthase. Gene Ontology annotation, molecular function: hydroxymethylglutaryl-CoA synthase activity. The record is from RefSeq and is a predicted model, not a curated record. Bases 1 to 1296 code for a protein of 431 amino acids. Gene Ontology annotation, biological process: ergosterol biosynthetic process; acetyl-CoA metabolic process. The transcript is spliced from 5 exons. Lineage: Eukaryota; Fungi; Ascomycota; Eurotiomycetes; Eurotiales; Aspergillaceae.